AAUAGCUACCAUUUGACUAGUAUUUUUCACUUACGGACUUACGUCACGAACUGUUAAUUAUUAUUAUUAAUCUAAACAUGGCGGAUGUUUUAGAUAUUGAAAAUUCUGAAGAAUUUGAAGUUGAUGAAGAUGGAGAUCAAGCGAUUGCCAGAUUAAAGGAAAAGGCAAGAAAUCGUCGUAAAGGUCGUGGAUUCGAUGGUGACAGUACAGAUCGUGAAGUAAUCCAAUACGAAUCAGUACGAAAUGACCAUGGAGGUGAUGAUCAAGAUCAAGCUCCACAACGUUCUAUUGAAGGUUGGAUUGUAUUUGUGACUGGUGUACAUGAGGAAGCAUCUGAAGAAGAUAUUCAUGAACGUUUUUCUGAUUGUGGUGUUAUAAAAAACAUACAUUUAAAUUUGGAUCGACGUACUGGUUUUCUGAAAGGUUAUGCUUUAGUGGAGUAUGAAACAUAUGAAGAAGCAUUGGCUGCACGUGAAGAAUUGAACGGACAAGAGAUUUUGGGACAACAGAUUACUGUAGAUUGGUGUUUCGUUAAAGGACCUAAAAAGUCAUAUAGGAAAAAAAGGCGAUAAUCUAUUUAUUUAUAUGUAUUCAGGGUGUAUAUGUGUUAUCAACCCAUUUUUUAUUUUAAGUAAUUAAACUUUGAUUUAAGUCGACUCAUUUU
Molecule: messenger RNA, 664 nt
Organism: Chrysoperla carnea
Lineage: Eukaryota; Metazoa; Arthropoda; Insecta; Neuroptera; Chrysopidae
Gene: tsu
Product: RNA-binding protein 8A
Exons: 1
Coding region: 78-572 (164 amino acids)
Biological process (GO): RNA splicing
Cellular component (GO): cytoplasm; nucleus; exon-exon junction complex
Molecular function (GO): mRNA binding
Source: RefSeq, a predicted model, not a curated record